CACACAUUGAACAUUCUUAUCCAUGAUAAGAAUGUUAAAAUUUCAGAUUUUGGACUUUCAAAAAAUCUUAAUAGCACAGUAGCAACUAGUAGUAAGGGAUUUUAUGGAGUAAUCCCUUUUAUUGAUCCUCGUAAACUUGAAAACCCACAAUAUCCAUAUGAUAAAAAGUCUGACGUAUACAGCAUUGGAGUGGUGAUGUGGGAGAUUUCCAGUAAUGGGCAACCCCCAUUUAGUCAAAGCAGUUGUAACAAUCCUCUUGGUCUCCUACUUAAAAUUACUACAGGGUCACGUGAAAAGCCAAUCGCAGGGAUCCAAAUAAACGUCCCUUGA
Messenger RNA from Ambispora leptoticha, 330 nucleotides. The record is from the annotation of a GenBank genome assembly. Lineage: Eukaryota; Fungi; Glomeromycota; Glomeromycetes; Archaeosporales; Ambisporaceae.